AAUGAAAGCUUUUGUUACAUCCCUAAACAGAAGAAAAGCGCAGAUGAACGUUCCCGGAGGAGACUGGGGCGUCGACGCCGCAUCCGGGCUGCAGAGGGCGCUGUUGUGCAAACCAGAGUCCCAGUGUUUUAUGGCGAUCCGUAGCCUCCGGCGACCUCUCCUCCCUGCGGCUGCCGGGAGCUCCCCCGCUGAGCCUGUUGGACAAGUGAGGAGGAACGGAAGGCAGGAGCACCCAGCGUCCCCCUGCAGGUUUUGUGUGCCUAAACGCAGGCGGUGUCUAGCCCGGCUCCGCUCGCACCUCGCGCUUCCCAGGGCCCGGUCCUCAAGCCAUUUCUCUGCCUGUCGGGACAGCGGCUCGGCCAUGCUCCUGGUGCUCAUUCCGGUCCUGGGGUUACAUUUUGCCCCGAGACACGCCGGAGCCCAGUCGGUGAGCCAGGCCGACGCCAGCGUCACUGUCCCUGAAGGGGCCCCUGUGGAGCUGAGGUGCACGUUCUCCUACGGCGGAGCCGUUUUCCUCUUCUGGUACGUCCAGUACCCGGGCCAGGGCCUCCAUCCUCUGCUCAAGUACUAUUCGGGAGACACCCGCGUUCAAGGCAUCAAAGGCUUUGAGGCCGAAUACAGCAAGAGCGAGUCCUCCUUCCACCUGAGAAAGCGCUCUGCGCGCUGGAGCGACGCGGCUGAGUACUUCUGCGCUCUGAGUACCACAGUGCCUGGGGCUGCAGGGGGAGCUGAACAAAAUUCAGGGGUGCCAGGGAGGAUGACUGCGUCUGGGAGCCUUCGGGUUCUGCCACAGCGGAACCAUGGUGUUCCCGUCCCACAGUGGGAAGUGUUCAGGGACUGCUAGCCAGCGUGGCCGAUUCCCUUGCGGUGUUUGGACGAAGGACUGUGGCGAGCCACAGGGGAGGUCUGCGUUGCAUUCAUCAUUUUGUCUUCCAAUAUCCUGAACACAAGUGAGUCUCCUUUCUAGGCUUAUCUCCUUGCAAGUUUACUGCCUUCUUCGCUUGGAUGCCACCAGUUGGGCAGCUUUCUUCUUCCACGCCCUUCUGCCAUGAUGUUUCUAUGUUGGAACCACA
Messenger RNA from Fukomys damarensis (Damara mole-rat), 1073 nucleotides. RefSeq lists its product as uncharacterized. The coding region runs from base 2 to 844 and encodes 280 amino acids. Lineage: Eukaryota; Metazoa; Chordata; Mammalia; Rodentia; Bathyergidae. The transcript has 3 exons. The record is from RefSeq and is a predicted model, not a curated record.